This is a messenger RNA of Gadus morhua (Atlantic cod), 4306 nucleotides long. Its product is annotated as sodium-dependent neutral amino acid transporter B(0)AT3-like. The record is from RefSeq and is a predicted model, not a curated record. Gene Ontology annotation, biological process: sodium ion transmembrane transport; amino acid transport; nitrogen compound transport. NCBI's taxonomy places the organism in Eukaryota, Metazoa, Chordata, Actinopteri, Gadiformes, Gadidae. Gene Ontology annotation, cellular component: plasma membrane. The transcript has 12 exons. Bases 1701 to 3536 code for a protein of 611 amino acids.
ACCAGGUGUGAGUCUGAUUAGCCGUUGCAAACACACUCACACCUGGUGGUACAAUAUGUUGCCUUUAAGCUCUGUGAAGGUGACCCCUUCAGGUAGAAGUGGAACUGUGAAUCAGGGCUUGGGUCAUUUUGCCUUAUAUUGCCCUCGAAAUUGGGAUGACAGGGGGUUGUAAAUAACCCAAUAAAAUAAAGGAUUUACUUAUGUAUUUAAGUCUGUAUUUGCAAAACCCAGUUAAUAUCUUUAGUGUUAUUGGAUUAUUGAAUCUUUGUCUGUCAUGAUACAUAGAAAAAUAUGAUAUUUCGGCACAUUUUCAUAUCCAUAUUGCCCCUCAAAUGCAUUAAACAGGGACCUGUGUUAAACUGAUUGUAUGUUGUACCCGGCUGUGAACCAUGGCAGAACCAAUGUGCAGGUUAGGAAAACAGCAUACAUGCUCAGAAACAAGCCCAGAAACAAGCCAGCAGAGGCUGACAUUUUUAUUUAUUUAUUUACUUUAUCAUAAAAUCCGGUCUUUCUUGAUAUGCUAAAAAAUAAAAUUAUAAUUGGCUACACAUUUAUAAAUAUAUAAACUUUAUUAUAAAUACGCUGCAAUGGAUAGGGGAGCUGUGUCUUUUGAGCAAAUCAACUUUAAAGUCACAUAGACAUCAUGCAAUGAAUGAGGCAGUAUGGACAUUGUUGACCGAUGAUGACCCCUGAUGAAAGAUAUGAUUGGACUGUCAGCCGCAGGUGGCUGCAAGUCAGUGACAAGAACGAGGAGGCUAAUGGUAUUGAAGUACAACUCUCAGCAGCACCACAAAGAUGGGCAAUCUUGAAGGGUCAUGUGAAUCUGACACUGAAAUCCUGGAGUGAUUUCUAAAUUUUUCUACAUAGGCCUACUACAUUUUUUCUAGAAACUGCCCUCCCUAAUCCUAACCGAUCCUUAAUCAUACAUCUUAUAAAUGUUCCUUGUAACCUGCUAACUUGUAAUGAACCAAAGACACUUUUUUUUUAACAUGAAAGUAAAGAAAAUAGGUUAAAUUGUCAAGGCUACUUUAUACAAUCUAUGCCUCAACCACGUGCAAAUGUCGGGAGGGAGGGAAAAAAAAACAUAUGUGAAUGAGAAUUUACAGUUAAUGUCGAAUAAGACAUCCCCUCUGGAACAUUGUCCUAUUUCCAUGUUAUAAUGAACAAAGAAAAGACUACAUAUCCAUUGCCUUGUCAUUAUACAAAGGCUAAAUAGGCUAAAUAGAUAGCCACUACAACUCCAGAAAUGCUGUCUUUUGCAAGAGUUGUCUGCUAUUUAGCCAGUUGUCUGCUAUUUAGCCAUUUAGCCAGCCGGGUGUUGCUUAUGCAACGCAAUGCUCAUGACACUUGCACUGCCAAGGUCAGUUAAACCAAUAACUAACAAUCAUGAGGCCUAAGAAAUCCCCCCCUCCCCAUGCAUACAUGGGGUUGUGUAUUUCAAUCCGAAAACCUCUGAGCACAACCACUUAGAGAGAGAGGAGAGAGCAAGAUAGUGGUAGAGAGAGACAGUGUGGCUAACAGAGGAGAGAGGGCCAAACCAACUGAACAUCAUUGAAGCUACUUUGCCUUUGGUUGACAGUAGGGCCUCUACUGGACUUGGAGUCUGACUAAAAAUCCAGGUGUUGUGUUGGAAUUUCAGCAUUAAGAGAUCUCUAUUUUGGACUUCACCUUGUUCUUUUUUGAAAACUAGUCAUCGCAACAUGGGGAAAACGGUGGAUGGGAUGAAGGAGAGACCUAAAUGGGACAACAAAGUCCAGUAUCUCCUGUCCUGCAUUGGCUUUGCUGUUGGACUUGGGAAUGUAUGGCGUUUUCCCUAUCUGUGCCAAAUCUAUGGCGGUGGUGCUUUCCUCAUCCCCUACCUGAUAGCCUUGGUAUUUGAGGGCCUUCCCCUGCUCUACCUGGAGAUGGCCAUCGGACAGAGGCUGCGCACCAGCACCAUCGAUGUCUGGAACUGCAUCUCCCCCUUCCUGGGUGGAGUCGGCAUAGCCAGCAUGGCGGUGUCGUUCCUGACAAACCUGUACUACAACACCAUCCUGGCCUGGGUGCUCUGGUACUUCUUCCACUCUUUCCAGGAACCCCUGCCCUGGAGUCAGUGCCCACUUGUUGACAACUCUACAGCCUUCAACAAGGAAUGUUUGGACAGCACGCCGGUCAACUACUUCUGGUACCGCCAGACCCUGAACAUAACCCCGGACAUCGAUACCAGCGGCUCUCUGCAGUGGACGCUGGUCAUCUGCUUGGCCACCGCCUGGUGUGUGGUCUACAUCUGCUUCAUCAGGGGUAUCGAGACCAUGGGAAAGGCAGUAUAUGUGACAGCUACCUUCCCCUACCUGGUGCUGACUAUAUUCCUGAUAAAAAGCCUCACUCUGACUGGGUCCACUGAUGGCCUGAUCUACCUCUUCACUCCCGAUUGGAACGUGCUGAAGAACCCCCAGGUAUGGCUGGACGCCGCCACUCAAAUCUUCUUUUCUCUCUCAUUGGCUUUCGGAGGUCUCAUCGCCUUCUCCGGUUACAAUCCUGAGAAGAAUAACUGUGAGCAAGAUGCUGUUCUGGUGGGUGUGAUCAACAGUAUUACAUCCAUUUAUGCAGCCAUUCCCAUCUUCUCCAUUCUGGGCUUCAAGGCCACCAUCAACUACAACUCCUGCCGAAUGAGCAACAUCUUAUCUCUAACUAACCACUUUGAGAUUGGAGACCAGAACAUGACCCUGGACAACUACGAACAGAUGCUUGGAUAUCUGAACAGCACAAAGCUGGAGGAGGUUGCAAAGUUGGAACUAAGGUCCUGCAACCUUCAAAAGUUCCUUGACCAGAGUGCGUCUGGUACCGGCCUGGCGUUCAUUGUGUUCACCGAAGCGGUGAUAGAGAUGCCGGGCUCUCAGGUCUGGGCCGUGCUGCUAUUCGUCAUGCUCUUCAGCUUGGGCCUGUCCUCCACGUUUGGAAGCAUUGAACCCAUCCUCACGCCCCUCUGUGACCUAAACCUGGUGUCAAAGUGGAUCCCUAAUGAGCUUGUCACAGCUGGUGUUUGCUUGAUCUCCUUCCUGGUGGGCAUGCUGUUCACCCUCGGCUCGGGGAACUACUGGCUGGAGAUCUUCGACAACCAUGUGGGCACUACGCCACUGCUCAUCAUCGCCUUCUUCGAGCUGAUCGGAGUAAUUUAUUUCUACGGGAUGCAAAACUUUAGUGACGACAUCCUCUACAUGACUGGGAAAAGACCAAACAUCUUCUGGAGGGUUUGUUGGAGGUUUAUCAGUCCACUGUACCUGCUGGCGGUGUUUCUGGCCUAUGUGGUUAUUCAGACCCAGCAGCACCCACAGUAUCUUGCAUGGAACCCUGACUAUGUCCAUUUCCCAGAGACAGAAGCAAAGGAUUACCCAGGAUGGGUGUUUGCUAUUAUAGUCAUCCUCUCUGUGUUGCCGGUGAUCUCCAUCCCCCUGGUUGCCUUUUACAGACUGAUUUGCUGUGGACUUGACAGGAAGUCUACCAAGUGCAGUGGCACCAAUCCCUACAUCAACAGUGGUUAUGAGAUAGAAACAUAAAAACGGUAGCCUACCGACUUUGAACGACUUGAAAUGGGUGUCCGGACGUGGCGAUUAGCAUGGCUUCUGCUGAUGUGGACUAUGACAAUUUUUGGCUGUUGUAGUUAAAUCACAUUUUCAACUAAGAUCGGCCUAUAUUAUGCUUUCUAAUUAGAGAUGGCAUAGUAAUAAAGAUAAUCGUCUGUGCAUAAUAAUAUAUCAUCUCGACAACAUAUGGGUUUAUGUUGUGUUUAUUUUGACUACAUUUUCUUGCAGCGAUUGGAACAAAGCAGACAGGAUUAAUAGUAAUUUAACAGUAUGCCUUUAUUAUGGAUUAUAUAAUAACAUUUGUGUAUGUAUUUUGGAUAAAGAUCAUCCGUUUGUUUUUUAAAAAGAAAACAGCCUUGAUAUAGUGACGUAGCAGGGUUACUGAAUACCAUUGAUGAUAGAAAUAUAAGCAAGCUAGUUUAACCAAAAAAGUCCAACACACAUUUCCUGGAAAAUCCUGAAUUUAAAGCCAACAAAAACAAAAGGUGUCUGAAUCGGUGUGGUUCAACAAGAAACACCCAUAAACUAGUCACAUUUCUAUGAAAUUCGCAGUUUUUUAUAAAAAAAAUAUCUUAUGAAAGUACAAAAGCACAAUUGGCUAAAUGAAGGCUACUUAUUAUGGUUUUGUGGUAUCUGUUAUGUAGAACAAUGUUCCCGGUGUUUCUUUCAUAACCCUCGCUCAGCCCUGGAACUCACACCAUUAUCUGAUGCUCAAAAUAAACUUAACACAAAAAGUAAGGAAA